AAAAUGGUGCUGGAGGGCCGCUUCCAGGAGCUGGAGAGAACUCUUGACAGGGAGCGGGAGGUUUGGCAGCAGAAACUGUAUCAGAAGGAGCAGGAGUUGCUGAGCAUGAGAAGCCAGAUGUACAGCCAGCUGGAAGACUACGAGAACCUGCUGGACGUCAAGUUGGCUUUAGACAUGGAGAUCAAUGCCUACAGGAAGAUGCUGGAGGUGGAGGAACAGAGACUGCAGCUGUCACCGAGCCCAUCCCAGCGUACGGCCAUACCUCGAACACAUGAACACAGCAGCCGCAAGCUCAGAGGGAGGAAACGGAAACAUGAGGGCACCUCUGGCAGCUCGCCCGCCUAUAAAAUGUCAAGCCGUUCGACAGAGCACGGUGCUGUGAGCGUGGCAGAGGUUGACAUGGAUGGGAAAUAUGUUCGACUGAAGAACAACUCUGAGAUGGAUCAGCCACUGGGUGGUUGGGUGGUUCAGAGGAUGUACCCAGACUCUGGAGACAUCUCCUUCCACAUCCCCUCCUCCUGCAUCCUGGCUGGUGGGCAGACACUCACAAUUUGGGCAGCAGGUUCGGAGGCAGAAGCUGAUUCUGCGGACCUGAUUCUGCAGGGCCACAGAAGCUGGGGCCCAGUCACUGAUGUAAGGGUGAUCCUUUUGAACUCCAGCCAUGAAGAGGUAGCCGAGCGCAGGGUGUGUAUGCAGAGCAGAGGUGAUGAGGAAACUGAACUGGAGUUUGAUGAAGACUUUGUCGCAGGCAGCAACAUCCAGCACUUCCGGAGACAGCAGGAUCUAUCUAAGGAGGCGAGCUGUACCGUCAUGUGAUCUCUUGCUCGUCUCCUGCGGUUCUUCACGUCCACCUGGAAAAGCUGGACCAGCUCUGGCCUCAGGAGUCUGCCGCUAUCUGUUUCGAGAAUUAUCAUUCAACGAAAUCCACUCU
Molecule: messenger RNA, 931 nt
Organism: Morone saxatilis (striped sea-bass)
Lineage: Eukaryota; Metazoa; Chordata; Actinopteri; Moronidae
Gene: lmnl3
Product: lamin L3
Source: RefSeq, a predicted model, not a curated record